UAAUAAUAUAUAAGUUUAUUAUUUAAUUUAUCCAAACAUAAAACCUAAUUAAGGCUCACUCACAGAAAAAGCAGCAAAUCUCAAGCCCUUUCUUGCAUACAAAAUUUUUGAGCCAACUCUAUCUUCCCCAUUAUAGACCAUAUACACAUAUAUAUAUAUAUAUACACACACGCACAUAUAGUGAGAGAGAGAAUACUAGCUCUUUGGGUGUAUUGAGAGAUGGGCAGUGGUUGGAGAAGAGCUUUUUGCACGACGAUCCCAAGAGAUCGUAGACAACAAGUUCAACAACACAGCUGCCAAAACCAAACUAGUUUGGGCUAUUCUCUCUCUGGUUCUGAUACUAACCCAUCCACGCCUCGCUUCCAAUCUCAACCACUGACUAGUACUCCAAUCUUCCGUCGCCCAAACACCCUCCUUCAUACACCUUCCCCUAAUGAUACCCACAAUAUUAUUCAUCCUCCGAAGCUCCAAUGCAAAACCACCACCACCACUCCAAAGUCCACCAUGAAAAGCCCGUCAUCGUCUCCUAGAUCUCCAUUUUCGAUCUUCAAGAACACUUUGCGUCUCUCCAGAUCAAAUGUGUGUGGAAUAUGCUUGAGGAGUGUGAAGAGAGGUCAAGGAAUGGCCAUUUACACAGCAGAGUGCUCUCACGCUUUUCACUUCCCCUGCAUAGCAGAGCACGUGACCAAGCAGGGGAAUCUCACGUGCCCUGUCUGCAACUCCACAUGGACAGACGUCCCUCUACUCCCUGUCCACGUGAACAACAUUCAAAAACAAUCUCAACUCAAAGAAGAUGAAUCUCAUAGCCAUGUCAAAACGAAGCCGUUUCAAGUAAGGACUUACGACGACGAUGAGCCGUUGCUGUCGCCGGCCGCCGGCGGUCGAUUAUUUCCGGUACCGGAGGAAGACGAGAAUGAAGAACACGAAAACGAAGAGUUUCGAGGUUUCUUAGUCAAUCCAAUCUCUUCGUCCAGUACUGAUGAAUCUGUGAUCAACGGUGGCGGAGAUUCGAUGAAUGUGGAGGUGAAGCUCGUGCCGGAGGUUGCGGUUGUUUCCGUCGGACGGAGUCACCAGACCUACGCGGUGGUUCUGAAGGUAAAAGCCCCUCCACCACCGCCGGUGGCGCACAAUAGCAACGCGGCGCAUUCUCUGGAGCCGUCGCGCCGUGCGCCAGUGGAUUUAGUCGCCGUGCUUGAUGUCGGUUUGAGCAUGAAGGGCGAGAAAAUGCAGAUGCUAAAACAAGCCAUGCGGCUGGUGAUUUCUUCUCUCGGCUCGGCCGAUCGGCUCUCCAUUGUUGCCUUCUCGGCUAACCCCAAGAGGUUGUCGCCUCUUCAAAGAAUGACGGCUAAGGGACAGUGCACAGCUCGGCGCAUAAUCGAUCGGCUCAGUUGCAGCCAAGGGUGUAGCGUUGGUGGUGCUCUGAGAAAAGCCACCAAAGUACUCGAGGAUAGACGUCAGAAAAACCCAGUUGCCACCAUCAUGCUCUUGUCAGCCGAUCAGGAUGGAAGAGUCUCACCCAAUAAAAUGGUCAAGCCUCGUGUCAUUGUAAAGUCGGAAGAGAAUAAAAUGUAUACAAAAUUAUCUCAGACUGUUUUCGAUUUAGAUCCCGUAAUCUCACCAAAGCCCAGAUUAUCCACACGAUUUGCUCAUAUGGAGAUUCCCGUACAGGCGUUUGCCUGUGGAGGAAAAAGCAGCCAUGAGCCAACUGAAAAUGCAUUUGCCAACUGUGUUGGUGGCUUACUAAGCGUGGUGGUUCAAGGUCUAAGUAUUCAGCUCGGUUUGGCAUUCGGCUCAAACUCAGCUGAAAUAUCAGCCGUCUAUUCUUGCAAUGGACGGCCCACAGUGCUCUGCGCAGAUUCAAUUCGGCUUGGGAAUCUAUACGCCGAGGAGGAAAGGGAAUUACUCGUGGAGUUGAAAGUCCCUACUUCUACAAUUUGGGGCCAUGUGCUGUCGGUUCGAUGUUGUUAUAGGGACCCAGCGAGUCGAGAGAUAAACGGUAGAGAAAAGACCUUGCUCGUUCCUCAACCGCAGGCCGUACGAUCAAAAAUGCCGGAGAUCGAACGGUUGAGAAAUCUAUUCGUUACGACACGAGCGAUAGCAGAGUCUCGGCGAUUAAUGGAGCAUAAUGAGCUGUCCAGCGCUUAUCAGUUGCUAUCAUCGGCUCGAGCUUUGUUGUUGCAGUCAAGCUUGAUAUCUUCUGAUGACGAGUACAUUGGCGGCCUGGAAGCCGAGUUGAAGGAGCUACACCGCCGGCGACAGUAUCAACGGCAGAUUGAACACCGGCAAGUGAUCAGACGGUGUGGAGGUGGUAAGAAGGAGACGUGUUUUGUCAAUGAGAAUGGUGAGCCGCUCACGCCGGUGUCGGCUUGGAGAGCGACUGAGAGGCUUGCUAAGGUGGCAAAAAUGAGAGAAGACUUGCACGGCUUUGAAAACGCCAGAUUUUAAAAUGAAUUGUUCCUAGAACUAGUGAAAUUGUUCCUGGGUUGUCCCGGUAAAAUAUUUAUGUAAUAACUUUACAUUCCUUAUGUAACAAUUAUAUUAAAUUACGAUACAAAGCAUAAGACCACCGCAUCAGGGGAUCCGAAUUCCUUCCUUGUGAUGAGACUUCCACCCUCAUUCAACAGUUCAGUGCACCGGAGAGGAUUCGAAUUCUCUGGAGAUGGUGGAUAAUAGAAAACAAGUGGUACUGCAUGCUACAUUUUGUUCAUGGGUUAUAUAACAUCCAUGUUCCUUCUGCCCAUUGCACAAGUGAUGCAAUUUUCCAUUAAUGCAGUGAGAGCAAGUCGAA
This is a messenger RNA of Cornus florida, 2788 nucleotides long. Its product is annotated as E3 ubiquitin-protein ligase WAV3-like. The record is from RefSeq and is a predicted model, not a curated record. The coding region runs from base 220 to 2445 and encodes 741 amino acids. NCBI's taxonomy places the organism in Eukaryota, Viridiplantae, Streptophyta, Magnoliopsida, Cornales, Cornaceae. The transcript is spliced from 2 exons.